CACAUGUGAGUCAGAAGCGCAGGCCACAGCGCAAAUCCGAGAAACCUCCGUCGCGUCACUCAUCACUCAUUUCGCCUUCACUGCACGACUAUACUUCUCGAAAUCGGAGUCGCCUCUGUAAACAUACAAUUUCACGAACAGGUGCUCAAAGCGAAAUUCAUCGGUCGUCUCGUUCAACAUGGCGGAAUCAAAGAAGGGAACGGGGGAUAAUCCCCUGGGCCAAUACAAAUACACCAAUAUGUCCAACCUGGUUUUGCAGGCAGACCGAAGGUUUGUGUCACGUCGUGGCGACGAAGACACCGGUGACCCAGAAUCCCUGGCUGGUCGCAUCAACCUUGCGGACAUGGGAUCCAGGAACGCGCGCGAAGCUGCGCCAGUGCAACAAGCAAGUCAAGAGCAAGCACGAAAGAGGAAGAGGACGGAGACGGCAAAAGGUGGCCGCAAAUCGGGGAUACUAAGUCAAACAGAUCUCAACAUCGAAGGAUUAAGAUACCGUCCACGAACGGCAGCGACCAAAGACGUUUACGAUUUAAUAGCUACCAAUGUUGCUCAGAAAAUGGGAGGCGAUUACGGCCUCGAGAUCACAGCUUCCGCCACGGAUUCUAUCCUGGAGUUUCUCAAAACUGAGAGUAUCAAAGAUUACGAUAAGAAGAAAGAGAUUGAUGAUAUCCUUGGAAUACAAUUGUCCAGUCAGGAGUUCAAUCAGCUUGUCAACUUGGGGAAGAAGAUCACGGACUACGAGGCUCAAGAUGAAGAUGAAGACAUGCGUGAUGGGGAUGAUGACAACGGAGAUGGGCUCGACGAACGAGAAGGAGUUGCCGUCGAUUUUGGCGCUGAUGACGAGGAUGAAGACGAGGAUGGAGCUCGCAACUUUGAGGUUCGGGACGACGGUGGGGAGUCAGACGAUGAGCUGAGGGUGGGGGAAGAGGAUGCCGCUGAAGUUUCCGGCGACCAACCAGAGAACGUCAAUGACGACGGAGAUGAUGAAAUGGUCCUGGAGAACAAGCCGGAACGUAAUGAUGGCGGAAGCCAAGAUGAGGAUUCAAUUCCUGCACACGAAAUUGACGCAUAUUGGCUGCAAAGACAAAUUGGACACAUAUACGAAGACGCCCAUACCCGGACGGAGAAGACUCGCGAAGCAGAAAUGAUCAUGACAAGCGCCAUACCCGAAGCCGAAGAGAAAUCACUAAGAGAGGUCGAAAAUGACCUCAUGGAGCUGUUUGACUACGAGCACCAUGAGUUGGUCGGCAAGCUGGUGAAGAACCGUGACAAGAUUGUGUGGGUAACGCGAUGGCGAAGAGUUGCUGAGAGUGAGUCCGAGCGCGUAGCUCUUGAGAAGGAUAUGAUUAAUGCUGGUCAUGCUCGUAUUCUGAAAGAGCUGCGUGGGCGUGCUGAGCCGACUACAAAAUCAUCAAAGAUCGCUGUCAAUCUUGACACGAAAACCCUCGAUACACGAAUGCAGAUCAAAGAAGAGGACGACGUCAAGAAGGAUAGUCUAGUAGGCGGCAUGCAACCCCGCAAGACCCUCAAUAUCGAAGAUCUCAAGUUUGAUCAAGGCAAUCAUUUGAUGACCAACCAAAAUGUCAGACUCCCGCAAGGAUCGAAAAAACUUACCUUCAAAGGUUACGAGGAGAUUCACGUUCCAGCGCCAGAGCGCAGACAGAGGGUUAACGAGAGGCCAUUGAUAGCCACAUCUCAGCUGCCAACAUGGGCGCAGAUAGGUUUUGGCAAAUCUGCGCAGCUCAAUCGUAUUCAGACUGAAUGCUAUGACUCUGCGUUUGAAGACGAUGGCAAUAUGCUCAUUUGCGCGCCGACAGGAUCCGGAAAGACCAAUGUCGCCAUGCUGGCCAUGCUCCGAGAGAUCGGCAAGCACCGGGAUCCGGUCACAGGGGCACUCAACCUGGACGAGUUUAAAAUCAUUUUCAUCGCGCCACUGAAAGCUCUGGUUCAAGAACAAGUCGGUAAUUUUGGCGCACGUCUGCGAGAAUACGGCAUCAAUGUUGCCGAGUUGACUGGAGACCGGCAGCUCACUAAACAGCAGAUAGCAGAAACGCAGGUCAUUGUAACUACGCCUGAGAAAUGGGACGUCAUCACACGCAAGGCGACCGAUACAAGCUACACAAAUCUAGUGCGACUCAUAUGCAUAGAUGAGAUCCAUUUACUCCACGAUGACCGCGGACCCGUGCUUGAGAGCAUCGUCGCACGCACCAUUCGCCGGAUGGAGCAAACGGGGGACCCCGUUCGAAUUGUCGGUCUUUCUGCUACUCUUCCAAAUUACAAGGAUGUCGCUACUUUCCUUCGGGUUGAUCCUGAGAAGGACCUAUACCACUUCGAUGGAACUUUCCGGCCAUGUCCUCUCAAACAGGAAUUCGUUGGUGUCACAGACAAAAAGGCAAUCAAACAACUCAAGAUCAUGAACGAUGUCUGCUACACCAAAGUCAUGGACCAUGUUGGCAAAAAUGGGACGCAAAUGCUCAUAUUUGUGCAUUCGAGAAAGGAGACGGCGAAGACCGCCAAAUACAUUCGCGAUAAAGCUCUCGAACUCGAGACGUUGUCACAAAUCUUACGAACCGACGCGUCUGUGCAAGAAAUGCUGCGUGAAGAAUCUGGCCAGGCAGCCAACGCCGAUCUUAAAGAUUUGCUCCCGUACGGUUUUGGCAUUCAUCAUGCUGGUAUGAGCAGAGACGACAGGACUGUCGUCGAGGAUCUGUUUGCAGAAGGUGCCAUUCGCGUUCUCGUCGCCACUGCAACCCUUGCAUGGGGUGUCAACCUGCCAGCUCACACCGUGAUCAUCAAGGGCACCCAGAUAUACUCUCCGGAAAAAGGUGCAUGGGUCGAGCUGAGCCCACAGGAUGUUCUGCAGAUGUUGGGACGUGCUGGUCGGCCUCAAUUUGACACCUAUGGCGAGGGUAUCAUCAUCACAACGCAGCGAGAAAUGCAGUACUACCUGUCCUUGUUGAACCAACAGUUGCCGAUCGAGUCUCAAUUCAUUUCUAAGCUUGCCGACAACCUCAAUGCUGAGAUCGUCUUGGGGAACAUUCGAUCACGCGAUGAUGGAGUGGAGUGGCUCGGAUAUACAUAUCUCUUUGUGAGAAUGCUGCGAUCACCGGCUCUCUACCAAGUGGGCGCUGAUUACGACGAAGACGAGACGCUCGAGCAGCGGCGUGUUGACCUCAUUCAUUCUGCUGCUGCCGUCCUCGAGAAGGCGAGUCUGGUCAAAUACGACAAGAAGACCGGCCGCUUGCAGUCUACCGAUCUAGGGCGAAUCGCGAGUCACUACUACAUCACUCACAACAGCAUGCUGACAUAUAAUAUUCACAUUCAACCAUCAGUUAGCCCGAUUGAGCUCUUCCGAGUUUUUUCUCUCAGCGACGAGUUCAAAUACAUUCCGGUACGACAGGACGAGAAGCUGGAGCUUGCAAAACUUCUAGGGCGCGUCCCAAUCCCCGUCAAGGAAUCCGUGGAUGAACCGCAUUGCAAAAUCAACGUCUUAUUACAGGCAUAUGUCAGCAGACUCAAACUCGAUGGUCUCGCCCUCAUGGCGGAUUUGGUAUACGUCACACAAUCUGCAGGUCGUAUCCUCCGAGCCAUGUACGAGAUCGCACUCAAGAAAGGCUGGGCAGGCGUUGCGAAAGAUGCCCUGAAUCUUUGCAAGAUGGCAGAAAAGCGAAUGUGGCCCACCAUGACACCUCUGCGCCAGUUUUCCGAAUGUUCUCCAGAAAUCAUCAAGAAAGCCGAAAGAAUCGACAUUCCGUGGUCAAGCUACUUUGAUCUAGACCCGCCUCGUAUGGGUGAGUUGCUCGGCCUGGCUAAGCAGGGCCGACAGGUUUGCAGUAUGAUUGCCAAAUUCCCCCGACUAGAUCUUCAAGCAACCUGCCAGCCUAUCACGAGAAGCAUGCUCCGUGUCGCACUCACCAUCACGCCUAACUUCGAGUGGGACGACCAGCUGCAUGGUCGUGCUGAGAGCUGGUGGAUUCUAGUCGAGGACUGUGACGGUGAUGAAAUUCUCUUCCACGACCAAUUUUUACUUCGCAAAGAAUUUGCAACAAAUGAGGACCCCGAACAGAAUGAACACCUCAUCGAAUUUACAGUCGCCAUCACGGAGCCGAUGCCUCCUAAUUACUUCAUCACUCUCGUCAGCGACCGAUGGAUGCAUGCUGAAAGCAAGCUGACUCUAUCGUUUCAGAAAUUAGUGUUGCCCGAGAAAUUUCCUGCACACACGCCUAUACUGGAUUUGCAGCCGUUACCGGUUCAGGCAUUAAAGACCCCCGAAUUCGUGGACCUGUUCAGUGACUGGUCACAAUUCAACAAGAUUCAGACACAGACUUUCCAGGCCUUGUAUCAAUCUGACGAUAGUGUUUUGGUGGGCGCCCCGACGAGCAGCGGGAAGACCGUCUGUGCUGAAUUCGCUAUUCUCCGCCAUUUCUCGAGGUCGGCUGAGAAAAAAGCUGUUUAUCUUGCACCGUUCCAAGAGCAAAUUGACGCACGUUUCAAGGUCUGGCAAUCCAGGCUCGGUCCCGUUGCUGGUGGAAAGCAGAUCGUCAAGCUCACUGGAGAAACCGCAGCUGAUCUCAAGUUACUCGAAAGAGGCGACCUCAUUCUAGCAACGCCGGCUCAGUGGGAUGUCAUGUCCAGACAGUGGCAGCGAAGGAAGAACGUCCAAAAUGUUGGGUUAAUCGUUGCUGAUGACCUUCACAUGCUUGGUAACCACAUGGGCUUUGUCUACGAGCUUGUCAUAUCUCGCUCUCAGGCGAUCAAGGCACAACUGGAAAACGAGCUUCGGCUGGUGGGAUUGAGCGUGUCGCUUUCAAACGCUCGUGAUGUUGGCGAAUGGAUCGGUUGCACCAAACACACCAUCUUCAACUUCAGUCCCAAUGUCCGGCCAAUACAGUUGAAUUUGCACCUGCAGACUUUCAACAUCCCCCAUUUUCCCUCGCUCAUGCUUGCAAUGGUAAAGCCGACUUACCAGAACAUUCUUUUGUACGCAGCUGAGAAGCCGACAAUGGUAUUCGUGCCCAGCCGCAAACAGGUCCGAGCGACAGCGCAAGAUCUUCUUGCUGCAUGCGUUGCCGACAAUGAUGAAGAUCGAUUCCUUAUGGCCGAUGCUUCUCAAUUGCAACCAAUCCUUGCAAGAGUCAAAGAGCGUGGCCUGGCCAGCUCCCUAGCCCAUGGGAUUGCCUAUUUUCAUGAAGCACUUGCAGAAUCAGACAAGCGCAUCGUGGAAUCCUUGUUCUCUCAAGGUGCAGUACAGGUCAUGCUCGUCUCUCGAGACUGUUGCUUUGAGGUGCAAAGCGUUGCACAUCUGGUCAUCGUAAUGGGCACACAGUACUUCGAUGGCAGACAGCACCGGUACAUCGAUUACCAAAUCAGUGAAGUGCUACAAAUGUUUGGCAAAGCCGGACGACCACUGGAGGACAAAGAUUCACGUGGUGUCUUGAUGUGCCCAGAUGUAAAACGCAACUUCUACAAGAAGUUCCUCGGGGAAGCACUGCCAAUCGAGAGCCAGCUUCAAUCGUAUCUCCAUGACGCGUUCGUUACAGACAUCAGCACGAAGAUCAUCACCUCGACGCAAGAUGCAGUAGACUGGACGACCUACACAUUUUGGUACCGACGGCUGCUAGCCAAUCCAAGCUUUUAUGGACUUAUAGAUACCUCGCAUGAAGGUCUGAGCUCAUAUCUGUCUGAGCAAGUCGAGAACACCUUAAAGGAAUUGGCUGAAGGCAAGCUCAUUGAGCUUGAUGAGGACGACGAUUCGAUCGAGCCUCUCAAUUCAGCGAUGAUCGCCUCUUACUACAAUAUUGCAUACUACACGAUGCAGACUCUCAUGCUUUCUCUCAAAAAGAGCACUAAGCUUAAGGGAAUUCUGGAGAUUGUGACUGCGGCGUCCGAAUUCGAGGAUAUACAGCUACGUCGUCAUGAAGAUGCUAUCUUGCAACGCAUCUAUGAUCGAGUGCCAGUGAAGCUCGCGCAGCCGAACUUCCAAUCGCCAUAUUUUAAGGCCUUCAUUCUGCUUCAGGCUCAGUUCUCACGAAUGCAGCUUCCUCCUGACUUGGCUCGCGACCAAGAAGUCAUCCUGCGCAAGAUACCAAAUAUUCUUAGCGCUUGCGUGGAUGUUCUAUCAUCUGAAGGGCAUCUCAACGCCAUGAGCGCGAUGGAGAUCAGUCAAAUGACAGUUCAGGCUCUGUGGGAUCGCGACUCACCCUUGAAGCAGAUUCCUCAUUGUGACGAUCGGGUCGUUGGCGUUUGCAACCAAUUUGGCAUCGAGAAUGUAAUUGGUUUCCAAAAUGCUAUGGACCCCGACGAAUUCCCUCAACAUGCGGAUCUCAUGAAAGCUCUCUCAUUUUCAAAUUCACAGCUUGCCGAUGUCGCCAACUUCGUCAACGAUCGCUACCCCGAUCUCGAGCUGGACUUCACCAUCGAGGACCCCGAGAACAUUGUCACGGGCAGUCCCAGCUAUCUCAAUGUUACAGUCACGCGACCGACCGACGACGAAGACGAAGAUGCGCAGCCAAACCCAUCCGUGCAUGCCCCUUUCUUCCCUGCGGAGAAGACUGAAAAUUGGUGGCUUGUAAUUGGCGAAACGAGCACACGUACACUUCUUGCCAUCAAGAAGUUCACCAUUGCGCGAGUCCAGAACGUGAAGCUGGAAUUCGUGUUGGAAAAGCCAGGCAAACAUGAACUCACCCUAUUCCUGAUGAGCGAUUCUUACAUUGGUGUUGAUCAAGCACCACCGUUCGAAGUUGAUGCAGCAGAAGGCGAAGACGAGGAGGAUGAGGAUGAAGAUGAGGAAUAGACCUUGUGGGAGUCAAGGAUUAAUUUGAGAUCUCAGCGGGAAUCAUGACCGAUCCUGAUUGUUCCAUAAUGACAGCACUGUACCAAUUAUACUUCAAAUCGUCCUUCUUCUCAUCGUGCAAUCAUCGUCUAUGUAGAUAUUUCGCAUUAAAUCUCAUUGAUUGACUCUCGCUUGGAAGACUGCUGUAGUCAUCACUAGAUCUGGCAUGUAAUUUAGUCUUCGUCCAUGCUUUCCCAACCACCCUCGCCACCAUGCUCCUCUGCCUCAGCUUCCUCAUCCUCAAUCUCGUUGUCCUCCUGGAUUCCCACUAAACGUUCCUUGAUCUCGCCGCUCGCCGGGGUCGGUAAUUUCACGCGUGUUGCGAAGGCCUCUCGGACGGCCUUGUUGGUGCUCGUGUCCCAGAUCUGUACAGUACCUUUACUUCCACCUAC
Molecule: messenger RNA, 7224 nt
Organism: Dissoconium aciculare CBS 342.82
Lineage: Eukaryota; Fungi; Ascomycota; Dothideomycetes; Mycosphaerellales; Dissoconiaceae
Product: Sec63-domain-containing protein
Exons: 1
Coding region: 179-6793 (2204 amino acids)
Cellular component (GO): nucleus
Molecular function (GO): nucleic acid binding; ATP binding
Source: RefSeq, a predicted model, not a curated record